AUGCAUGGCAUGUCUCCCAUGAAAAGGAUGCAAGGAAGGAGUCCCAACAAUCUAGCAGGUCCUGUUGAUUCAGGAAAUCCUGACUGCUUUGGUGGCAAUCCACAAGGUAAUGACAACGGUGACCAAGGAGAUCCUGAUGGCAGUGACCCAUGCCCUGGAGGAGGUGGAGGCGGUGGCAAUCCAGAACCAGAACGCAGGCACUUCCGUGCCAAGGCAGAUGCCACAGCCUACCCUACUCUUAGAUCCAACAAGGAGUUUGACACUUGGUAUGAGGCUUUCAUUGUCAUAGCCAGAGCACAAGGCUUCUACAAGGUCUUCGACACUGAAUAUGUUCCCAUGACUGCCGAGUACUUUGCAGAACUCCUACGGAUGAACCGGUGGAUCUAUGCUGUCCUCCUGAACACAGUGAAGACAACCAAUGGGAAAGUCAUUGUGAAGUCUCACUUCCAUGAUGCUGAUUGCUUUGCAAUCCUUGUGGAACUGAUCCAGGAUGCACAUGCAUCAGUAGCAAGCACCCUGGACCAUGUUGAGGUCCUCCAUUGGCUUUCAAGUGUCCAGUACAGUCCAAGGCAGGGCUCUGCUGUUGACUUUGUCAUCAAGUUUGACGAGACCAUCACCCACUACAAUGAUGGCCACCAAGAUCCUAGCGACAAGCUCAGUGACAGCAUGCAGAAGCUGUUCCUGCAGCGUGCCUUCACCGAUGUCCAAGUCCUGAACGACACCAGGUCCCGUGAGCAUGAAAUGAUGUGCCGUCAUGGUCCCCAAGAACGCUUCACUUACGAAGCCUACAAGGAGACACUCAAGAAUGCCGCCACCCACUACGAUGACCCUUAA
This is a messenger RNA of Seminavis robusta, 834 nucleotides long. The record is from the annotation of a GenBank genome assembly. Lineage: Eukaryota; Bacillariophyta; Bacillariophyceae; Naviculales; Naviculaceae.